Saccostrea cuccullata (small rock oyster) is the source of this 1981-nucleotide messenger RNA. RefSeq lists its product as uncharacterized. Gene Ontology annotation, molecular function: scavenger receptor activity. The transcript has 5 exons. The record is from RefSeq and is a predicted model, not a curated record. Lineage: Eukaryota; Metazoa; Mollusca; Bivalvia; Ostreida; Ostreidae. Bases 1 to 1569 code for a protein of 522 amino acids.
AUGAAAACUGAUGUCCUUGACCUUUUGGUCCACGAUGAGGAUCUUGCGGAACUUCUGGAAUCUUCAUCCUGCUCCUUUGAGUUCCAUUCUGGAAUGAGUUAUCCAGUAGUGUCCUGUGGUUUUACCUCCUUUACCACCAGGGAAAGUUAUGCCAGGCACUGGGAGACAAAGCACAAGCUCCAUCAUGUUAUCUUCUAUUGUUCCAUCCCAGGAUUUGCACCGACCACCAGCACCCUGGAAUCCGCACUGCCACAGGCACCUGAGACCUCAUCUGCUUCUUUCGUAAGUUCCUCUAUCAUCAGUUCAUCCUGUCUGCCAUCCGCCACGUCAUUGCCUUCUGUCAUUAUAUUUGAAACACAAUCCUUCAUUUCAUCUUUGCCUCCUUCGUACGUUGCUCCGCCCGUUGUGUCAUCUGCGACCUUGCCAGACGUUCAUCCAGUACAGUUUUCCACCGAAACCGCUAGCCAAACCAAGGAGUCCUCACCAUAUUCGUUAUAUUCCGUCCCUGUUGAGGAACAGAACAAUGUGACAGGAUCUUUCUGUUGUACUAAUUUCGACAAAGACAAGAACGGGGAUUGUAACGUAUGUGCCCCUGGAUACUUUGGGAAACUUUGUGAUGUACCUUGUCCACGUGGAAAAUUCGGCAGGGGCUGUGCAGGGGAGUGCACGUGCUCUCUAGAGGAGUGUGACCACGUGUCAGGAUGUCCUUUUAUAAGCCAGCUUAAUACCACACAGGCAGUAACAGUAUCUAUUUCCCCAUCACAUCAAGGACUUAAUCUGACAGAAAUACAAAUCUCAACGCCAUCAACAUCAUCAAGAUUGAUAAAAUCUUACUUUCCUAUCUCUAUCACAAAGAGUGAAAAUGCAUCAAUAUCACCAGCAGAAAAGCGAUAUAUCACAAUGAAAAGCAGCACAAUUUUUCAAUCAUCAGAGAUACAAACAACAGAAAUAUCUGCUGUUAGAACUACCCUGGGGCAGUUUAAUAGUAAUUAUACAAUCCUGGGUGUAGGAUUGAUAUUAGCUGUUCUACUGAUAGUUAUCAUUGUACAACUCCGAGUGAGAUCAAAAUCUUCACACAAAACGAUUUCAAAGGAAGAAAUGGGAGACAACAAUGAAAUAAACGUAUUAAUUGACUCCUCGUGUAAGCCAUUGGACGUCGAUAAAAAACAGUAUAGCAGAUUAGAAGAGAAUAAGGAUAAAGGCCACGUGUAUCAGCGUGUUGAGUCAGAGUAUCAGGAAAUUGAGGAAUGUUUAGAACUGGUGGACAAUCCAUCUGUGCCAAGAAGGGGUUUUCAGUCAAACAUUAUGAUGUCAGGUGAAAAUAAUUUUUUGGAAACUUAUAUAGACCCAGUUAUUUCAACAGAAAACAUCAGUAGACAACGGCAUUCGUACAUAGAAAUAUUGGAUACGGAAGUGUAUACAGCGGAUGACAACUUAAACGAUGAAUGUAAUGAAAAUACCAGUAAAUCAUCGUCUUCAUAUGAUGAUGUGAUAGUCGAAUGUGCCACUGAUACACCAGAAAUAGAUCAAAGUAAUUCUAAUACUUAUCUAGAUGUUCUCUUUGAAUGAUUAGUAUCCAGUCAUCAAACCUUGAUAUAAACCAUAACAGACGAUACGUCAAAACACACACGGCCUCAGCUUUAAAAUUUAAAACUCAUCAAAGUUAUCUCAAUGAUACACCUCGAAUUUUUUUAAGUCAAUCUUCCAUUCCAUUUGUGUUUAAAAAGGCUGCAAUUCAUAACGUAAACUUUUGAAAUUUUCCGUAGAAUCUGUACGGUUGCUUAUUGUUUAACGUCCCUCUCGAGAAUUGUUCACUCAUAUGGAGAAGAAGCUGUGUGGAAAUACAAUGUAACGAUCCCUUAGAAUUGAAUUUAUUAUAAUACUACAUGUAUAAGUAUACGUAAUACGUUUUAAUUUCUAGUACUCAAAUGAAAAGAACAAUUUAGAUAGUUCUGUGUUAUCAAAAACUCAUAUUUAUUGA